AUGGACAUAUCUAAAAGUACGAGUGUUACCAGAGAAAGUUCGAUCGAUCCGGAAGAGCCAACACGCAAUAAAAGCAGGAACAGUCGAAGCAUCAGAAAAGCUAAUGGCGGCGGCUCCAGAGGAUUUAAUAAACGUACGCAAAAAAAUAAAGUAGUUAAGGUCACAAAUAAAUCCGUUAAGACAAAUAAAUCACGUAACAAAAAUAGCAACAAAGAGCAACCACGGAUAACAAAAGAAAGUACGACCAGAGUAGUUUAUCAACAAGAAGAAACACCACGGGAAGAAAUCCCUUACACCGAAUUUUUACCUGAUUUGAAAUUAGACGAACAACUUGAGAUUAUUCACACAUUAACUGACAUUAUAGAUAACAAUGAUCAGAAAACGUCGCAGGGACUUUCACAGUUACCGAACACUGUUAAUUUACCAAAUCCAGAUGAAUAUAACGAAUUUAAAUUAGUCCAAGGCGUAGGGGUAUUGACUGACCAUCAGGAUAAUUUAUCAUAUAUUAAAGAAAAUUCAAGUUCUGUAACUACGCCACACGAGGACAUGGACGAAGACACAGUUCAAGAUGAUGAACAAGAUCGGCCUUCAGAUAUUGAUCAAGCUGUUGAUAUGCAAACAGAAAUCAUGAAUGAACAGAUGGACUUGGAAUAUUCGACACCUGCGACUUCAGAAACUGCCACUGUGGCAAUAGAUACUUUGGCCAUUGUGGAGCCUAACCAUGAUUCCAUACAAAAAGCGCCUCCAAUACAUUCUUAUCGACGUAUAAAUUGCAAAAAAUUCGAAAAAGAACCAUUCGUUAGACCCGAAGGACACUAUAUUCGUCAUGUCGAAUUGACCGAAAAAGAUCUCGUAGAAAUAGUCGAAUAUGAUAUGGAUGAACAAGAUGAUAUAUGGUUAAAAUCACUUAAUCAAGAAAGGAAGCGGGAAGAUCUUGGAGAACUUACAGCUGAUGUUUUUGAAGCUUUGAUCGACCGCUUGGAGAAAGAAUGGUUUGAUCUGACAAAAAACCUGCCAAAGGGCCAAGGAGAAAAAGAGAAUCCCGAAGACUCUACAUGUGCAAUUUGUGAUGAUGGUGAAUGUGAAAAUUGUAACGCCAUAGUAUUUUGUGACGGUUGUAAUCUUGCUGUUCAUCAAGAUUGCUAUGGUAUUCCAUAUAUUCCUGAAGGUCAAUGGUUGUGUCGCAAAUGUAUUGUCUCACCAGAAACCCCGGUGAAAACGAAUACAAAUCGCUGGGCACAUUUACUUUGCGCUUUAUGGAUUCCAGAGGUUGGGCUGUCUAACCCUGUAUACAUGGAACCUAUCGAUAAUAUAGAGGGAAUUCCACGUGGCCGAUGGAGACUGAAAUGUUAUAUUUGUGAGAAAAAAAUGGGUGCAUGUAUUCAAUGUCAAAAUACACACUGUUGUACAGCUUUUCAUGUCACUUGCGCGAGAAAAGCAAGGCUUUGCAUGCGAAUGAAAUUCCCAGAUCCCAAUAGUGAUGCCAAUCAAAUGAAGGCGUAUUGCGAUAAACAUACUCCGCGCGAUUAUAGAGAACAAGUUGAUGUUUCCCAAUCAGUUGCUAAAGCACAGAGUCUUUUGAUUGAUCCUGUACCGGCAGCCAAAAAACAUUUACGUGAGAAUAGUAGGUCUGAUAUCUCAGCUUCCCGUAAGACACGGAAGCGUAAGGAAUCAGACAGUGCUUCGUAUCCACGAAAAACAAUUAAAGUCAAUCCGCAAGAGUCUGAAAAACGUUUAUCUAAUAAAUCUGUUGAAAGUUCAAAAUCUGCACGUGCAUAUAAUCGCUCUUACAUGGAGACGGCCCUAGUUGCACCGGCGAUCAUAAUGGAUAGGCUGUUGCCUGUUUUGUCAAUGCAUAAAGGACAGCUUAGAAGAAGACAAGAGAUGAUUGCGACAAUAUGUAGAUAUUGGUCUUUGAAAAGGGAAACCAGGCGUGGUGCUCCAUUAUUAAAGCGUCUCCAUCUUGAACCAUGGACUGCAUCUGCAUCAGCUCACAAACAGUCAGAAGAGGAAAAAAUGGCCAAAUACUCGGCUAUGUUGGAUCUUCGCAAAGACUUGGAAAAAGUGAGGAUGCUGAUCGAUUUAGUACACAGGCGUGAAAAAGAAAAGUUGAAGCGAAAUAGAUUGCAGGUUAAAUACCUGGAAACCAUAAUUUUCCCACUAGAUUACAUUAUUGGACCGGUUUUAGACACCCUUUCUAGUUUGGAUAAAAAUGAAAUUUUUGCAAAACCUGUCUCGUUGGAGGAAGUACCAGAUUACCUUAUACAUAUUAAGCAUCCAAUGGAUUUUGGGACAAUUCGGAAAAAAAUUGAAAAUCAUGAAUACAGUCUCGGCUCCGGUAUGCAAGGAUUCAAGGAUGAUGUAGAAUUGACAUUUCAGAACGCUAUGACCUAUAAUACGUCCAACACUAUUUAUUAUAGAGUUGCUAAAAAAUUACGUCAGCAAUUCCAAAUAAUAGCCGAACAAAUGGAGAAAGAUUAUACUGAGUUGAACAUAGAUCCUUCUAAAGGAAUUUUAGAUGUUGAAAUUCAUCCGGAAAUUUUCACCUAUAAUGAUAAACCACUUAGAUUGGAAAAAGAAGUCAUCAAAUCUACUUCUCGCCCAAAUCGUGUAGUUAAUUCGAAACAUCAAAACCAGGAUAGUUUAUCUCGUUAUCCACAAAAAAAUCGAGAGACGAGAUCUACAACGAUGAAUCGGAAAAAGAAUGCCAAAGACAGGAACAAAUCAAAUACACCUAUUAUUUUACAUCAUAAACCCAGAGCUCCUAAAGGAUGGGUGUAUUUAACCGAUGAUGAAGAGGGGGAAGAAAAGGGGGAACAUAUUCAAAUUGUUUCAGAAAAUUCAAGUCAAUAUCUUAAUGACCUUGAAGAAGAUAAAGCCACAAUUUCCUCUCGAACUAGGUCUCGAAAAGACGGGUUAUCAAAUCUAUUGAAAAUGGACCAUGAAAAAGAAAGCUCAACAGCCAAAUUAGUCAAGGCACAGAUAGAAAGAUCUACAAGAGGAUCGAAACGGCAGGCAGAAAGAUCUGCAAAAGUAGAGCAGGUAGAUAAUCCUGAAAUAGUCGAGAUGACACCUGACAAUUCAAUAAACGAUACAGCUGAAAUAAAGGCACUAAAGGAACAUUUACAAAUGCUAGCUAAGGAAGAAGCGGAGAAGCCAGCUGCAACUCGUACUCGAGCUCGAAGUCAGAGGAAAAACGAAGAUUUAAACAAGAACGAUUCUGUAAAAAAAGAUCUUUCGUCUUCAAUGGGGGUAGAGUCUAAUUCAGAAAUAGUACAGUCAAGCCGUUCUACAACUUCGGCCGAAUUAUCAAAUGUUCCCUAUGGUAGCUUAGUCUGGGCAAAAAUGCAAGGCUUUCCAUGGUAUCCAGCUGAGGUUGCAGAUCCAAAUGGGCCUGAAGUCACCGAAGCGAUCAGAUCAGAUAAAAAAGAAGGUGAUCAUUAUUUGGUUCGCUUUUUCGAUGAGAAAAAAGAAAAGAAGAAAUCUAGACGCAGUUGGAAAUGGGUUCCGGGGACUAAAGUUAUCCUUAUUGGAGAUCUGCAAACGGACUUGGCAAAAUUAAGGGAUAAAUCAAUGUCAAAUACAAUGAAAAAGGAAGUUCCCAAAGCGUAUGAAGCGGCAUGUAUGUCUCGAGGUAUCGAAGCCGUUGUUUUAAAACAACUACAACAACUUCCGGUAGUGCCUCUUAAAAAACAUAAUC
Molecule: messenger RNA, 3700 nt
Organism: Cetraspora pellucida
Lineage: Eukaryota; Fungi; Glomeromycota; Glomeromycetes; Diversisporales; Gigasporaceae
Source: the annotation of a GenBank genome assembly